This is a messenger RNA of Lucilia cuprina (Australian sheep blowfly), 1771 nucleotides long. RefSeq lists its product as uncharacterized. Lineage: Eukaryota; Metazoa; Arthropoda; Insecta; Diptera; Calliphoridae. The transcript has 2 exons. The record is from RefSeq and is a predicted model, not a curated record. Bases 1 to 1758 code for a protein of 585 amino acids. Gene Ontology annotation, cellular component: membrane. Gene Ontology annotation, molecular function: glutamate-gated receptor activity.
AUGGUUACAAUUGAAAGUUGGUUGAGAAAACCGUUGCUAAAUGUCAAACAUCUACAUUUAAAACUACGCUCCAAUCAUUAUCAUCAAGAUGUAGAAAAUUCAUAUACGCAAUGGUUUCUACAACAAACACUUGUUCCCAUUACAAUCUGUAAAUAUGAGUUGAUCGAAAAUAAAACGAAUGCAAUAACAACCGAUUAUAGUCGACAUAAUUACGUUAUAGCAACUAGUAUGACUGAUUUGCGUUUAACAGCACGACAAUUCGGAAAAAGGGCUGGUAUCUUCUUUUUUAUUGUAAAUGGCGUUAUAGAUUUUAAGGAACUACACAACAUUUUCUACUUAGGUUGGAAACGCUUGUACAUAUUUAAGAGUUUUGUUCUAACAGAUAAAGGAGUUUUAAUGUAUGAUCCGUUUGCUUUGGAUGAAUAUGGAAACUAUGGAAAAGUAAUUCAAUAUACUGGUAAAGAAACAAUUGAACGUACUAUUUUUUAUAACAUGCGAGGUUAUCCGUUACGAGUACAACUUUUUAAAUCGGUAUACUCAAAGCCUAUAGUAAAUCCUAUAACAAAUAAAGUCGAAAGUCUUUAUGGAGUUGAUGGUAAAGUUGCAAAUUUGUUGCAGAAAUAUAUGAAUUUUACCAUGAAUUUACAAAGUCCUGAUCGAAAUUAUUUCGGACAACGUAGCCCAAAUGGUACAUAUAACGGUGUUAUCGGAUCAAUAGUAAACAACGAAUUGGACUUAUGUGUGACAGGAUUUUUUGUUAAGGAUUACAUGGUACCAGAAAUGGAUUUCUCUGUGGCAGUUUAUGAUGAUAAACUUUGUAUUUAUACACCAAAAGCUAAAAAAAUACCUGAAUCCAUUGUGCCAAUAUUUGCAGUUCGAUACGAUCUCUGGAUCGGUUUCAUUUUUAUGGCAUUUGUUUGUUCCUUUUUUUGGGCUUUGCUAAGAGUGUUUAAUUUGCAUUUAAAUACAAUUCAAAUACGGGGAAGCCGCUUACGAAAAAGUUUUCGCUGGCAAUAUGUACGAAUACUUAUUGAUACGUGGGUCGUAUGGGUGAGAGUAAAUAUAACACAAUAUCCACCAUUUCAUUCAGAGCGAGUAUUUAUCGCUUCUCUGUGCUUGAUAAGUGUAAUAUUUGGAGCCAUAUUUGAAUCAAGCUUAGCUACUGUUUACAUACAUCCGAUAUAUUAUAAUGAUAUACAUACUCUUCAGGAAUUGGAUGAUAGUGGACUUAAUGUAGAGUACAAAUAUUCUUCGAUGGGUGACGACUUGUUUUUCAGUGAAACUUCGCCGCUGUUCGCAAGUUUAAACAAAAAAUUACGCUUUAUAAACGAUCUGUAUUCAGACAUUGUUGAGGAUGUUGCACUUAAUGGUGGCAAAGCAGGUGUCACAAGAUAUACAACCCUAAUGAUGCAGUCUUUACACUUUAUUGUAUCAAAACAAUUGUGGAUUGUACCAGAAUGCCCUAAAAAUUAUGCCAUAUCGUAUGUUUGGCCUAAGGAUGCACCUUGGGAUGAAACCAUAAAUCGUUUAUUAUUACGAAUACAAAAUGCUGGUCUAAUCAAUAAAUUUAUUGCAGAAAUGCAAACCGAUGUCGAUAUACAAAUUAUGAAGGAUCGUCUGUAUGAAACACAUCAAGGAUAUAAAAUUUUAACUAUAGAAGAUUUACAACUUGCAUUUUAUGUUGUAUUAACUGGCUCUUUAAUGGCUUUAAUAUCUUUACUAAUAGAAAAAGGACUAGCACUUCGCAAUCACAAAUAAAUACAUUUUACUA